CGCAACUUGACCAGGAUCACCACCUCUGGUCGUGAUCCUCUCUUAACUGGUUAGACAGUCAUUGGAUACUGGCGUCUCCUGCACGGCCUCCUGCAGCCCGCUGGGCGGCCAGCUCAUGACAGUGGCGCAGCGGAGUGAUUAUUGCUUCGGUUUUGCCUGAUCGGAGAGCCUUGUCGCGUGCCUGAUAUUGAUGCCAAACUGGACUGCCUCUUCAAAGUUUCGAUUUAAUUCUGACCUUGCUGGCAUCCUCCUUUGACAAGGUAAACAGAAGUUGCCUUUCCCCGAACCAGAUGUCCUCAAAAUGAAAACCCAGCAUCCUGCCCGGUAUACUGCUCCAUAUACCCAGCAUAAGUACAAAUACCGGGACUCCGACCUAAGUUCUCAAGCCAGGUGCUUGACGAUCUCUCAACAUUCUUGGAGAGACGAAGACCUGAGCGGCAACGGCAAAGUCGCUGAUAAGGCCAGGGAAAUUAGACGAACAUCAGAGCUAAAAACCGAGCCGCCGUCGUUCUUCUUGCUAACUGCCUACGGUGACACUCGAACGGAUUACAACCCCCUCAAGCGCAUCGACGAGGGCGGGAAGACAGAGCUUGACUGGAUCAACGAUCUGUUCCACCUCAGGCCACAUACCAAGGAAACAAUGUCGAAGACUGUAAGAGGAUACUUUUUCUAUGAAAUCGACUAUGACCCAGUCUGUCAACAGCGGAUAACCGCUAUCACCUUCUUUGUCCGCCUGCCGAGAAGCAUGGGAUUGAUCACUUGUAUCCUGCGCGUCGAACUUCCCAGCCUCCAGAGCGUCGCAUUCGUAAGUUGCAAGGAACAGUCAGAGCUGGCCGAAGUACGGGACCUCUGCGACAAGCACCGAGGUCUCUUACAGACAACCCCCUUGGGUAUUCUGGCACUGCUAUAUGCCCAGCGGGUUCCAUCAUGGGAGGAGUGGGUAGCCAGUCUUUGGGUCAGCCUCAACGAAAUUGAGGUCCUCUUGGAUAUGUCGCCUCCGGGUUGGGAAUUUAACCACCCGACUCCGCAACGAGCCAGGGAGCUCUCCAAUCCCGACUUCUUAAAUCGACAAUUCGCCACCACGAACGCUCAGAUCUGUCAUUCUCAGGUCGCCCUGGCCUUUGGAGUGCGUUAUGCAGACCACUGUCGGGAAGCUAUGGACAUCGUGGAGCAAGCCAGGCCCGGGAAAAGGCUCCAGCCCGGAGAGAGAGAGGCCUUCGAAGCAUGCUUGCGACCUUCCCUAUCUAUUUGCAAGUCUGUGCAAGAUCGUUCCACCGACCUGCAGGAGCGUCUCCGUGGUCUUAUCAGCAUGACCACCAACAUGAUUGCACAGAGAGAAGCCAGAACGAAUCGAGAUAUCGCCCAUAACAAUCUCAGGGCUGCCCAGUCCGCUGCUAGCGAUAGCAGAAUGAUGAAGACGAUUGGCUUGCUGGGGGUCUUGUUUCUUCCAGCCACGUUCACCACGGCACUGUGGCAGGUAAACCUCUUUCAGCUAGAAGGCGAGACGAACAAAAUAGUGUACGCAGUGACAACCGUCGGCCUCACACUAUUGGUGCUCGGCGCCUGGGGAACCUACAUGCGCAUGGCGCGAAAACCGUUCGAGUCGUACCGAGGGGACGAGUCGACGGAGUCGACGGAGCUGCGGCCGUUGGUAUGA
This is a messenger RNA of Parathielavia appendiculata, 1657 nucleotides long. RefSeq lists its product as uncharacterized. Bases 302 to 1657 code for a protein of 451 amino acids. Lineage: Eukaryota; Fungi; Ascomycota; Sordariomycetes; Sordariales; Chaetomiaceae. The record is from RefSeq and is a predicted model, not a curated record. The transcript has 6 exons.